Molecule: messenger RNA, 2952 nt
Organism: Pecten maximus
Lineage: Eukaryota; Metazoa; Mollusca; Bivalvia; Pectinida; Pectinidae
Product: proteoglycan 4-like
Exons: 2
Coding region: 1-2952 (983 amino acids)
Source: RefSeq, a predicted model, not a curated record
AUGGCCCCGGCAGACCGACAACAGACAAGGAGACCGCACACCCAAAAACAACACCGGCCCGGCAGACCCCACAGACCAGCGAGACCGCACACAACAACCCAACCGCCCCGGCGACGACACCCGACACAGCGAGACCCGCACACCGGCCCGGCAGACCGAAAACCCGACACCCGAACCCGGCCCCCGGCAGACCCACACAGACACAGCGAGACCCCGCACACAAGCAACCACACAACCCGGCCCGGCAGACCGAAACGACACAGGAGAGCCGCACGCAAGCAACCACACACCGGCCCCGGCAGACCGAACACAGGACCGCGAGACCGGGACACAAGCAACCAAAAGGCCGCCCCGGCGGACCCACACAGACACGCGGACCGCAACAAGCAACCGCACAGGCCCCGGGAAGCGCACAGACAAAGCGAGACCCACACAAGCAACCAACACCGGCCCGGCAGCCCACCAACACAGCGGACCGCAAACAAGGGAGAAAAAAGAAAGGAGGGGAAAAAAGCCCCAAAAAAAGGGGCAGACCCCCCAAAAAAAGGAGACCCGAAAAAAGAAAAAGAAGGCCCGGGAGAACCCAAAAAACGAGAGCACACAAGCAAAAACAGGCCCGGGGGACCGACAAAAGGCCGCGAGACCGCACACAAGCAACAACACAGGCCCCGGCAGACCCCCACGACACAGCGAACCCGACACAAGCAACCAACACCGGCCCCGGCAGACCCCAAGACAAGCGAGACCCGCAAAAAAAGCAACCAAAAAACCCCGGGCCCCGGCAGACCACACAGACACGGAGACCCGAACACCGGGCCCCGGCAGACCGAAAAAGGGCACGCAGACCCCCAACACCCGGCCCGGAAAACCCCAAAAACCAAACAGCGAGACCCGCACACAAGCAACCACACACCGGCCCCGGAGACGACAGACAAGCGGAAGGCCCGCAAACAACCACACACCGGCCCCGGGGACCGCAAGAACAGGAGACCGCACAAAGAAAACCCCACACCGGGCCCGGGGAACCCACAGACACAGCGAGCCGCACACAAGAACCCCCACACCGGCCCCGGCAGGACACCAAAAAAGCGAGACCCGCAACAAGAACCAACCCCCGGCCCCGGCAGACCCCACACAACAGGAGCCCCCAACAAAGAACACACACCGGCCCCGGCAGACGAAAAAGACCAGGAGACCCGACACAAGCAACCCCCACACCGGCCCCGGGAACCCAACAGAAACAGCGAGACCGCACACAAGCAAAACCCCCAAAACCCCGGGCCCCCGGGAGACCGAAAAAAGACACAGGGACCCGACACAAGAACCACAACGGCCCCGGCGACCCACACAGAAACAGCGAACCGCACACAAGCAAACCCACCCGGCCCCCGGCCAACCGACACGACACAGGAGCCCGCAAACAAAACAACAACCCGGCCCCGGCAGACCGACACAGACCCCCCGCGGACCCGAACAAACAAGACACACCGGCCCCGGAGCCCACACAGACACAGGGGACCCGCACACACCGCAACCCCACCACGGCCCCCGGGACCCCACAAACAAACGAGCCCGCACACCCCGAACGACACAGGCCCCGGCAGACCCAACAGACAAGCGAGACCCCAACAAGCAACCACCCACCGGCCCCGGAGACCCACACAGACACGCGAGCCCGAACAAAAAACACCCCCCCCGGGGGGACCCAACAGAACGGAGACCGACACAAACAACCAACACCGGCCGCGGCAGACCGAACAGGGAAAAGGAGAGACACAACAACCACACACCGGCCCCGGAGACCCCACGGGCAAGCGAGACCCGCACAAAGCAACCCCAAACCCCCCCCCGCAGACCCACACAGAAAGCGAGACCCCACAAGCAAAAAAGGGGGAGACAAAAAGAAAGCGAGAACGCAACAAGAAACAAAAAGGGGGACCCCCCCCAAAGAAAAAGGAACCCGGAAAAAAGAAAAAGAAACCGGCCCCGGAGACCCCCAAAGAAAGGGGAAACCGAACAAGAAAAAAACAGGCCCCGAGACCACAAAAGACAAAAGGGGACCCGCAACAAAAAACCACCCCACCCGGCCCCCAGACCCACCAAAGACCAGGAGACCCGCAACAAGAACCACCCCGGCCCCGGAGACCCACACAGACACAGGAACCCGCACACAAGAAAACCCCACACCGGCCCCCCAGACCGACAAACACAGCGAACCGCACACAAAAACCGCACACCCCCCAGACCCACAAAACAACGGAAACCCCCACACAACAACCACACACCCCCCAAACCCCCACAAAAAAACCCACAGAAACCAAAAAACCCCCCCACACCGACAAACACCAACCCCACACAAGCAACCAACACCGGCCCGGCAGACCCAAACAAAAAAGCGAGCCCGCCACAAGCAAAACCCCAACCGGCCCGGCAGAAAAAAAGACAACGAGACCCAAAAAAAAAAAAAGGCCCCCAACGGGAAAAAAAACAGGGAGAGAAAAGAACCAAACGGGGAGACCAACAAAAAAGGAGAAAGAACAAGAACCAACACGGGGCAGAGACAAAGAACAGCGAGACCCCCACACAAGCAACCGACAAAGGCCCCGGAGACCCACACGACCAGCAGACCGCCACAAGAACCCCACACGGCCCCCGGAGACCACACAGACAAGGGAACCCCACACAAGCAAAACCCCAAAAAAACCCGGCCCGGCAGACCCACACAGACACAGCGAGACCCGCACACAAGCAACCACACACCGGCCCGGCAGACCCACACAGACACAGCCGAGACCCGCACACAAGCAACCACACACCUGCCCGGCAGACCCAACACAGCCACAGCGCGACCCGCACACAAGCAACCGCACACCGGCACCCGUCAGACCCAAUCACAGGACCACCACCGAGGACCCUACACACAAGCAAACCAACCACACCGGCCCCGUCUAG